Messenger RNA from Erinaceus europaeus (western European hedgehog), 1441 nucleotides. RefSeq names its product circadian associated repressor of transcription (gene CIART). NCBI's taxonomy places the organism in Eukaryota, Metazoa, Chordata, Mammalia, Eulipotyphla, Erinaceidae. Gene Ontology annotation, molecular function: RNA polymerase II cis-regulatory region sequence-specific DNA binding. Gene Ontology annotation, biological process: circadian regulation of gene expression; negative regulation of DNA-templated transcription. Bases 166 to 1311 code for a protein of 381 amino acids. The transcript has 6 exons. Gene Ontology annotation, cellular component: nucleus. The record is from RefSeq and is a predicted model, not a curated record.
GUCUGGGAGGGGGAAGAGGCGGGACCCACUUGGGAGGGAGGCGGAGGUGGGGAGCCGGCUGAGUCUGAGAGCUGGAGACAACCUGGUCUGAGCCUGGAGACGCAGUUGCAGGUUCCGAUCUUUGGGUACUUCAGGAGCUGCUCUCCAGCCCCUGCUUCUGAACCUAUGGAUUCUCCAUCUAGUAUUUCUUCCUACUCUUCCUACUCUCUCCCUUCCUCUUUUUCCAUCUCUCCGGUAAACAGUGACUGUGGCUUCCCCUCCGAUAGUGAUGGGGAAGAAAAAAGGGUCUUUGGCCCCAAGCCAGACACUGUUGAGCAGAGGGGAGGUUCUAGGCCCAGCUCAGGGCCUAUCCGCUGCAGGCAUCGGCCCAAGGUUUCCACUAAUCAACACACAGCAUCUCACUCGGAACAGCAGCGGGGAUUAACUUCUCCUAUGGCAGGAUCUGGGGUCAAAAGAUCAAGAGAUGAUGAAUUGGAGACCAAUCUAAAUACCCAGGGUUGUACCACAGAAGGAGACCUGCUCUUUGCUCAGAAGUGUAAAGAGCUCCAAGGAUUCAUACGUCCCCUCACAGACCUUCUGAAUGGACUAAAGAUGGGCCGCUUUGAGAGAGGCUUGAGCAGUUUCCAGCAGAGUGUGGCAAUGGACAGAAUCCAGCGUAUUAUAGGUAUUCUGCAGAAGCCCCAGAUGGGGAAGCGUUACCUAGGAACCCUGCUUCAGGUAGAAGGGAUGUUAAAGACCUGGUUUCCUCAUAUUACCACCCAGAAGUCACCACUGAGUAGUAGAAAACAUCAGCUGACUAAGCAUUUCCCCAGCCGCCAGAACUACUCUGCUGCUUCCUUUCCUUCACCUCCUGCGGAAAAGACAGACCAGACACCACUAGAACGUUUAGUCUUAAAAUCAAAGCAGCCUUGGACCCUCACCGAGUGGCCAGCUAUGAACCUCACUUGGAUCCAUAGCACUCCAAUCUGCAACCCCCCUUUCGGUGUCCCCGGUACAAUCUCUGUAAACCAUGGCCCUUUGGCCACUGGAACCAGCAUUGGUGUCAUCCUUUUCCUCCAGCAUGGAACACCACUUCUUGCACACUCUGCUCCUGCCACUCCAGUUCCUCCUGCCGCAGCAUCUCCUGCUACCCUUGGUGAUCUUAAAGAACUGUCAGGAGAGGGACCUCGGUGCCACAGUUUGCCAGUAACUCUACCAUCAGACUGGAAUUGUCCUCUCUCCCCUCCUGGGACACUCUCCAAAACCAGGGCACAUCUAGAGCAGAGAAGCCAUCCUGCAGUUGCUCCAGAUGUCCAGUUUCUCAACCAAUAGUCCAGGAUUUGAGACUGUACUUUCUAAUUUGUGUGAAUAUCUCUCUCUCCCUCUAUCUCUGUCUUACUUUUAGUGUGUACAUUUGUGUUGGACAGAAAUCCUUUCUAAUUAAAGAAAUUUUAUACCUAAA